Molecule: messenger RNA, 10573 nt
Organism: Dinoponera quadriceps
Lineage: Eukaryota; Metazoa; Arthropoda; Insecta; Hymenoptera; Formicidae
Exons: 4
Coding region: 156-1625 (489 amino acids)
Molecular function (GO): protein binding
Source: RefSeq, a predicted model, not a curated record
CAGCAGGACCGACCGACGUCGUCACCGCGGAGUACGGAGGGACGUCGCGACGCUGAAGGCGCCACGACGGCGUAACAGAUUCCCACAAGACGAACAGAACGAAUUCUUCUCGUGAACGCGGACCAUUGGAUUAGAGGUGCCCUCGAGAUGCGGUGAUGGCUUUGUUGUAUAGGUUCGCGCAGCUACACGAUCGCAAUGGCACGCGGGUCUUCUCCUUCGUCGUCACUAGAAGCGUCGUGCGCGAUCCUGAGAGGGACGUCACCAGCAAGGAACUAGUAUGCGGUUUUCAGAAAUGGGCCGUCGCUUUUUCGCGCGGAGAAAAGGUCCUGGGCGUGUACCUGGUAUGGCGCGGCGCGUCAAGAAACCUCCGCGUCUACGUGGACUUCACGUUCACCCUGCUGAAUCGAGAGCACUUCUCCAUGAACGAGGGUUUCUCCGGCAAGCGCGUGAAAUUCACCUACGAGGCGCCGGCCCAAGGCAACCGCAACUACAUCCCCGUGUCCGACCUCUACAGCCGUAACUUCGCCGACACGAACGGCGAGUUCCAGCUGGAGCUGUCCAUGGCGAACGUGCGGACCGUCUACAUGACCGAGGUCAGGAUGUCGACGUCGGUGUUCUCCGCCGGCCAGACCAAGCCGAGCAAGCUCGAGACCGAUUGCUUCACCUUCGGCGGCUUCGACUGGAACCUGGUGAUCUACCCGUACGGCAAGGACACCGACGGUCGGGGCCAGGACACGGAAGGUCGGGGCCGCGUGGGCGUCUACCUGAUAAGACUGACCGGCUUCGAUCAUCGGUGCAGGGUGAGAUACAGCGUGGCGUUGGGCGAGGGUGAACGGCGGAUCGACUCGGGACAGAUCGAGGACAUCUCCGACGCGGAAGGCUGCGGCUACGGCUGGAGCACGAGGGUCAGGUGGUCGGACAUCGCCCAUAAGGGCACGCUACGGGUCUCCCUGGAGAUGCUCGAGGCGAGGACCAUCUGCGAGAUCGCGGUGCAGGCAUUAGGUCCGCAGGUACCACCGGCAGCGCCCUGUUACGAUCGCGACAAGCAAGCGUGGGCCAUCCGCGCCGACCUCUAUUCCGACACGGUCAGGCUGCACCUGGUGUACAAAGAUAUCCACAACGUGCCGAGGAAUCACCUGAGGUACGUCAGUUGGUCGGCGUACUUGCUGAAAAGCGAGGGACCAAACGUCGUGGCGAUCAGACUGCCCGGCGCACCGUUCAGCCGCUACUACGCCCAGGAGUCCGCCGACGAAGGUAUCAUCAUGGAGACUAGCCUAGACAUGAACGAAGUGAAGGAUAAUCACUGUCCAUUCCUCACGGACAAGGGUCAGCUGAGGAUCCGGCUGGAGUGGAACGAGAGCCACCUGCUCUUCCAGGCGACCUACCACAAGUACGACGACGUGUGCCGCGUUCACAAUCAACAGAUGCGCCGUGAGAUCGCGUCGUUGCAAGCGGAGAACUACAGCCUGGAGCGGCAGCUGUUCAGCUAUCAGAAGAGCUUGGCCUACGCCCAGGCGCAGCAGCAGCAACAGCAGCAGCAGCAACACCCGAACCAACAGCACCACUCGAUGAGCCACCCGGCUCAUCUGGAACGAUCAGCGUCCAGCGACACCGAAUACGCCUGACAAGUGGAACACGAGUUGUUGUCACCGGCACCGCCAGUCGCCGUCGUCGUUGCCUGCCAACGUCAGCUGCCGGUGCAGGAGGACGAUCAGCGGGUGCAUCAGAACCUAGUCAGGAUGAUGGACCGGCGGUUGAGCAACGUGCAGUUGCAGCAGCAUCUCUACGAGGAGCGGCAUUACCAACAUCGGCACAGCAGCGGCAGCGGCAGCAACUCCUCGCGGAGCGUCGAUCGCGACGGUUCGGAGCACCGUCGCAGCAUCCUGCAGCAACCCAGGCCAAGCAACGGCGUCUUCUACGAGAGCCGUGCAUCCGCAACCAGCAACGAACGGUACGCCGGCUACCAUCUGGGCUACGUCGGCCAAGCGGCGCACAAGCGACGCCGGACCACGUUCUGGGAAACGCUGACAGGCCUGGUGUGCUCCCUGGGCGCCCUGGCCUCCAGAGCGGCGAAGAUGGCCGCCAGACGGAGCGAGCCCCUCUGAGGUCACGAGCGCCGACGCGAACUUGCGCGGGAACUCUGGCCAGCGUGCACUGAACGUCCGAUAUCCGCCGCGGAAUCGGAUUCCAAUUUCAGGAGGGUACAUGAUAUCGCGAGGAGUUACGUAACGAAAAAGUUGCGUGGUCUCGCACGUGUGCCAACGUAUUUCUUUUGUGUCUCACCGCGCUCUCUUCGGAGCAUCGGUGGUUGCGUUCGAAUGAAGUUCCCGAAGUUUUCGGGGCUGACUUCCGGUAUUUCGGAAAAAUAUCAAAAGAAAGAGAUUUAUGGUUAAAGUAUCAAUUCUUGGACACGCACUUUAACCGUCGACAUUCUUGUCGUUUUCUUCUCUAAAUACGAAUAUUUAAACUUUUACUUUAUAGAGCAAAUUCUCCGUUUAGCGAAUGGUUGCGUUAUUUUCUGUAAAUCGUGCCCCCUUCGUUACUCCGUAAACUGUAUUCCUUCGUUUACGAUCGCGCUUAUCGGGAUUUGAGUUCGACGGAAGCGGGUGGAAUUUGAUUUCGUCGGCACGGCGGGAUAAGCCGGCAUCUCGCGAAGUACCUUCGGAGAGCACAUCCCCCGCGCAGAAGACGCAGAAGACUUCUCUGUCAGACAGACAUAUCUCUCAGAGGGGAUGCAAAAGAAUACGUUGCGUGCACCAUAUACCCCUCCCUCCGCCCCUCCCGAGAACUGACGGGUUUUCAUACGGGACAUGUUUGCGAAUCGUUUCCCGGUUCAAAGGAUCGCCGCGCCGGUUUUAUGAGACAGAAUAUCCCGUAGAGGUAUAACGCGGAAACACGAUGAGGAGCGAAAGGAACGGGGAAAGAGGAUCGUAGGGUGAGUCUAGGGUCGUGUUCUCUUCGACUCUGCACCUACUUACACAGAACACACACACAUACAUCUACGCCCACACACGAACACACACACAUACACACACACACACAGACAGAUCUACACACGAACACGAAUCUAUCUACUUGUCAAUUUACUAAAGAACCUAUUUUCCUCUAAAGACUUUUUCACCUAUUGUGUACAUCGCCGUGGAAGUAAGAAGAACGCGCGUUGGCAUAGUCAAGCCAAGCCGAAUAACAAUACUGUAAUUAUCGUAGUACAUAUAUUAAACAGAACUUUAGAGUACAGUCAAUGUUACAUAAGCGAACGAGAUGAGACAGGACAGGAGAAAAAAGAAGGUGGGACGUGGAGAGGAAAGUGGUGAAGGGAGGAAAAGAGGAAAGGGCCCCCUUGAAGGCUGUUUCGCGAUGCGCAUAACGCCGUCGCUGUGUAUGAAUAAAUUUCACUCGAAUGCUCUAGUCGACUUCGUCCCCUUCAGAUCGUGACCUUUUUACUACGAACAUUAAGGAUGUGCCAUCGUUACGGGACUUCACGUUUCCGUUCAAGAUUAUAUCGCUACUCGCCGUGCGGAUAUUUAACCAACAGGUGUUGAGCUAGUUAUAUCGCUAACUUCAAAGCGAUUCUACAUCUGAGAGGCACGCGAAUUAACAGAAACGCGGAGAAAUAUGCGAGAGACCGGGAGUGUACUCCACAAAUUUGAAUUCCACAUUUCCCCAGUCAGUUACUUGCUCUCGUAUGUUGACAUUACUUAUGUAAAGACUUAAUUUCUUCGUAUGUGUGUGUAUAUGUGUGUUGAGGUAUUCCUCAAGUCCUUCUUUCACGCUUCACUAAGAAAUGCGUAAUGCAGCGUUAAUCGACAAGACGAACAACAUAAAAUGAAAUCCCGGAAUUUUCGAGGCUGACUUUCAAUAUUUCAAAAAAAAAUGAGAGAAAAGGGAGGAGAAAGAGAUAGGGAUUCGGGAUUUAUGGAGCAAUUUUCUGUUUAACUCGCUGGUCUUUCGGGUAUCGAACGAAUCGAUCGACCGAUCUCUCGAGCGGGGAGUGUCACGUGACAAAGCCUAGAGACUAAUUAAACCUGAAAACGAUGGCGUCAUACGCAGCACCUGGAAGAGCACCGACACGAGGAGCGGCGCGAGCAUACGUUUGGUGGCUUAAUUCAGAAGGUCGAACGAUCGGAAUAAAAAGUAGGAGAGAAAAUGAUGAUAAGAAUGAGAAAAAAGCGAUCGUACCGCUCUCGCACGUUAUUCACGAGCUCGACGUCAUCGGUCAGCAUCCGCCGGAUUACUUUCUCAAAGACUCACACGUUUCCCUUACCCGUGCUGAAAUCGUGAAGGUUAUACGUACACUGAAAAAAGACUACAACUCGAGCCGAGAACGUCGCUCCCGUGUCACGUGCAUCACGUCACUUAAUUUCCUAUUUGCCACGCACGGACUCGAGAGCGUUUCAGUAUCGGUGUGUAUAUAGUAUCACCGCGUCGAGCCCGACUUGAUACGCGCAAAUAACUGACGUCGAAGCUACAUUUCCGUCUUUCUUAUUUACGGCAGUGCCGUACGCACAUCUUUCACCGAUAAAGUCGGAAACGAACAUCACUUGGCGAGUGGAAAGUAGAGUGAGAUUGCGAAAAUUCUUCGACCGAUAUUUUCUUCCAUAUUUUUUUGGCACGUUCGACGUCCCCGAGAGCUUUUCGUGCCAAUGGACUCCGUGACAAUUCUCGUCGGAAAAAUCAACGUUUGCAUACAGAGAAAAAGCUCGGUUAAAUUUGACGGGCUGUAAAUGAACUGGAAGCGUUUCGGUUGAGAAAAAAUCGAAUUCACUUACUGGAUGGCAGCGCUAUAAGAAUUGAAAAUUUCAUUUCCUUCGACUUCUAAAACGCGUUCUCCGCUAUUUCACGAUCCACGAUUCUUCCAAAGCCGAAAUACAUACGAUACAGGAAUGCGUUCGUAAGACACGUGAGACAUGAUGAAUUCGUGUUACCCGAUACAUCUGACUGUCGCAUACCUGCGGUGUUCACGUACCUAUCACAUACACGCACAUUGACGCACAGCGCUCGAAUCUCCCCUCCUCUCUUAUUCGAUCGCCGCUGGAAUUUCUCGUCGGCUCAUUUUCUCCCCUCAAGUCAAUGCAAAACCGUUUAUUCCAUUUGUUUAUUCGCCCCGCUGACUCAAACGGAAUUUACCGCACGGAUAAAUAUCGAUGAAAAGUUUAGUCAUUAGAAAGUGAAAAUCCUUCAUCUAACGCGCGUUUUCUGUCAAAGUUCGCGGGCUUUCUCAAUGCGUGAUUUAAUGAAAAAGUUUUCACGUUACCGUGAAUUCUAAAUGCUAUUGCACGUGAAAAAGUUUUAGUCGUAAUUGCAAGGCCGUAAGCAAAUUAACCACAGUCGACUAUUUCUCUUACGAUCCAAUAAGUCCCAAGAACGGAAAAGAGUUGAAAUAAAAUAUAAAAUUAAUAAAUAAAGGUCAAGAAGAGAAAGAGAAUUAAAAAACGGAACAUCAGCAAAACUUUAGAUUAAAUUUAAUACAUUUUACACUCAAAUUUUGGUAUUAAUUUAACACAAGAUGAAUAUGUGUGUUGUUUUAUGAAAGACUGUAAAAUAUGAAAAGAAGAGAAAGAGAAACACGCAUUAUAUAAUGAUCACAAAGAAACAAUGUUACCGGCAAGGACACAAUUCGCGGACGCGCAAAUGCGGAGAAGCAGAAUAAAUGGAGGGAAAGCAUUGAAAUAUUUCAUGUAUCAAAUAUUACGAUGAAAGAAAAAGUAGCACGAAAUCUCACAAUGCGAUGUCUGAGAAAUGCUAACUGACACUGAAUACGAGCAUCACAUAAGUCGAUACUAUGAAAUUCAGUAUUGAGGUGCAAAAGUUCGUGCAGAUAUGACGGUGACUUAGACCUUGGGACGCAGGAAACAAGACAACAUAGGUGCAAAAUAAAACGCUGAUCGACUUGGUUGGCCGAUUUGCUUACGGUUUUACGGUUACGAACAUUUUUUUUACAUUUAAUGAUUUUAAAAGAACCGAGUAAUAUUGGAGACGUUCCUCGAUAACAAUGAAAUUUCAUUCACAGAAAAUUUCGCGGUUUCUCUCGUUGCACUUCUCCGUGGUUUUAUUCUCUCCCGUUAGAACGAUGCAAUAAUUUCCACCUCGUCCCGGUAUUUUCUGGUACAUACGAGCGCCACGUAACCGAAAUACACAUAGCUGCGCGAACUCUGUACGUCUCGUGCAUAUACAUAUAUAUAUAUAUACGCACGUGUACAUGUGUGUGUACGUGUGCGUAUCUGCGACACCAAUAGGUAACAUUUGAUCGAUACAAUCGCCGGUUCGCACACCGAAUGUACAUCGCAAGCACACCCACAUACACAUCUGCGUACAGUCAAAACCUAUACCGCGUUGUAGUGUGUGUGCACCCUCAGGUGAUCCGCGCGCGUCGCUCUCAAACCUAAAAUCUCGUCCGACAUACACAGCAUCCGCACGUCAAUCUAUGACAAUUCGUUAACACCGGAACCGCCGUCGGCGAGUCACGUUUUCGUACCAUUUCUGAAGCCGUGUCCGCCUCACGAUGAUGAUUUUCAAUCGGCGAGCUGAUAUUUUUAUUCGCGCCCAAAUAUAAUUGAGUGUAUAUAUAUGUCCUCUUUUCAAAAAUUAUAAACUCUAUAUCAAAGAAAAGUUAAAUUCGGCUAAUUUGGAUAAGCAAACCGGAGUUCGCUUUAAUUUAAUAUUCUUGAUUAAAGUACUCUACUAUAAUUAUUCAUGGUAGUACAUGGUCGUAGAGAUAAAUUUCAUGUAUAAUCUUUUUUUCCCGGGUUACGAGGAACACUACUUUGAAUAAAUUUGAUACCCUUAGAAUAAGGAAUAUUUGACGCGAUAUGGAAUUUUUGUCACAACUAACAUUUACUUGAACGCAGCGUAUAAUUUUCUGUGUGUAAAAGAAACGUUUUAUUCCCGAACGCUGAUGAUUUGUUCCGCAUUUUUGCGCAUGAUCCUGACCCGCGCGACCAUUGGACGAUGCAAGCUUCCUUCCUAUUGUCAUUUGUUAGAACAUGCUCUAAUUGAUCCACAAAUGUCGUUUAUUUCGCCGAGAAACGUCUAUCACGCCGCAUAACUGAGAAAGGCUUAUUUCCACAAGAUCCGUCUCAGAUCCGCAUUCAAGAGCAGACUGAGAGUCGGGAAGCUCGCCACAAGCUCACAUCGUUUGCGUUGUUUUUCAAACAAUAGACCUAAGACGAAGAUUGGGAACGAGCCCUUCGACUGAUGCUGGCAAUCGCGCGACUGUACAAUUGAAAGUAUUUCGGGAACCUCGACGAAGAGUGUGCCACGAGAGGUGUAAAGCGCCGUCGGGGUGACGUGACGUAGUGUAAAGCUCCGAAAGGACCAGGUUCUCGCAAUAGUAGCUCGUAACAAUGUGCGCCCGCGCAAUCGGUGUAUUAGUACUGCAGUCAAUUUCAUCGGGAUUAUGUCGGUCCUGCCUGUGUGUAGCGGCAAGAUUUCCUCCAGCAUCCUUCAGCGUGUAGGACGCAGUGUAUUCGCAGGAUUAAAAAAAAAAAAGCGCUCCUUCCGACCCGAAACUUUCUACUUGAACGCGCUCGUGACAGACGUAUAUAGCAGCAGCUCUGACAAUCGCACCUAAUCUCAUCGCCACGAUGAAGAUCGAAUGUUUGCCCGUCCGCGUGAUCCUCGACGCUUCCGCUUCCACACGCUCGGCGAUCUCUCGACGUGCACUUUGUAUCAGCGAGAAGAAUGCGCGUUAAAUCGACCACCGAGUGUCGAUCUUUACGAGUACACAUCGCCCUUAAUGUUCGAUUGUUCAUUAUUGUUGCCAAUUUUGCGGCGUCGGCGAUGCGCAACUCGUCGAAAAACAUCCGUAGUGGUGAUUUCGAUAGAUAAGGGAAGAGAUACAGUGAUUAGCAUUAUCGGCACAUUUAAACACAAAAACAAACUAAUUAUUGUCAUCGAAUGCGCAGCUGAUAAGUUGAUGAUAAGUGAGAGACUGGUCUGUCGAAGAGCGAUCGAUUAAGUUGCAAUGUUGAUUAGCCCCAUUAGGCUGUAAUCACUGUGCCUCUUCCUCUAAUUUAGAUGCGAUAGAUUCGACGGAGAUCAUUUAUUUGCGUCACCGUGCGACGUGGAUGUCAAAGUAGCGGGAAGUGAUUGUUGAAGAAUCGUUCGAAAAUCUGAGCGAGAAUCCAUCCGUUGUUUUCUUUCGUCGCAACGUCGAAGAUUACGAUUAUGUAUUUCGGUGCUCUGACAUUGCGAUUCUAUGUUUGAAAAAAUUUGCACGGCACUCGUGGAGCUUAUCAAGCCGCUUAUCUCUCAUCGCGUUUAUAUUCGUGCGCCGAUAACUUUGGCGUUAUAACUUCGAUGCUGCGACUGAGCAGCACGAGUUUCAUCAAUAAUUCCCGCGAGAUACUUUGCAAGUCGCAGUAGAACUUACCGGACGGAGAUACCGUAGCAAAAGGAGCAGAGACGAUUGCGAGCGAUAAGUGGUCCUCGGCAUACUUACUGCGCGCAGAUACACACACAUACACACGCAGAGGCGCACAUAGACUUAUAUAUUAAAUUCCUCGCGCAGCUGGCGCGGUUCGACAAUUCAGUCCAUUAAUUUCCUUCUCGCGAGAACCGCAUGCUAGCAAUGCUGGUAUAGCGCGGCCUUGCGUAAGAUACCAAGUGUACGCGUGAAACAAGAGCGAAAGUUUGCCCGAUAUUCUCGACACGAAAUAUCCGGAGCGUCCACAUUCAGUGAGAUAAAUUCAAAUCAAGAUGGAAUUGGAGAAAGAUUCUCAUGAAAGCCGCGCACUCGCCGGUUCAAGAAACGAGUCGUUACUUGGGAAGAAACUUCUAUCGUGUGCACGAAAAUAAUUAGUUUCAACUCAAGACUCAUAUUUCAUGUAUAAGCAAGAAUAUGUAACCUUAUAUAUAUACGAAGAUAAAGCUUGCUCCUAGAAGAAGGAAUUCCAUAUUAGUCCCAUUAAAAAUAUAUUCACGUUAAUCAAGAAUAAUUUUCAUGAAUUGAGAGGGGAAAAUAUUGGAUAGAAAGAACAUAUAUAUUUUCAAACUGAGAACUGUGUGAAUUUGAAGAUACAUCUUUCUUUCUAUCCAAUAUUUUUCGUUUUUUUUUUUUUCACAUAUAAGAAUAUGAGUCUUGAAUCGAUACGAAUUUUUCCCGUGUAUCUCAAUCGAUUAAAAUGAGACAUCCACUGUGCCGUGACUGGCAGAAUUCGCAUUAUCGUCGGGUCAUGUCGAGCGCACGAGACGAUUAAAUCAAUUAACGAUCAAUCGCAACUAUAUUGGGCGAAUCCAAAGUGACUCGCGAACGACGACGUCUGAUGACGGGACCGACGAGCGGCGGAAAGCGGAAGCGGAAGCAGUGGCACGCACCGGCGGACGAUUAUACGCGCAGGAAAUAAUAGGAAUAUUCUAGAAGUAUAUUCGUAUAACGACACGCACGGUCGCGCUUAUUAGUUCGUACGACAAAUCGAACCGCGAUCGAUCCCCACACGUUCGUCCCCGCGCGUUUUACUCCGACAUUCAUCCGUCGCGCUCGUUUACUCGCUGACACGUUCGUAUUCGUUCGAUAUAUACAGGUAUAUACAUAAAUAUAUAUAUAUAUAUAUGAUGACUUCUCGAUGUGUACAUCGUCGUUUCCCGCGCCAUUGUGUCGCAGCCGGUCCCCAACAAUCUCGGAUUUUUGCAACUCGAGCGACGAUGCGCCUCUGUAAAAGCGCAAGGCCGAUCACGGUGGUCGCGAUCGCGAAUCAGAGAACCACGUGGGAUAGUUGCCGGUCAGAAUCACGACGAGGCUUCGCAUGUACGGCCGAGUAAAGAUCUGAGAUGCUCCUCGGAACGACCACCGUGAUCGGCCGUGCCGAAGAAUUUUAACCGCGAAUCUGGAGAGCAAUCCACGACAAAUCGGCUAACCAAAGGUCAACGUGCAGCGCACGAGGCCACGAAUAGAAUACGAUUAAACGAGCCAUGUACAUAUAUGCAUAUACAAUAUAUAUGAUAUACGACACGACGUACGUAUAUUUGUAUACUACAUGUACAUACAUUUGAUAAUAACGAGCGCACAGUAUAUAUUAUUCAAUCGUCCCAAACGGAGGAAGAAACGUUGACGAACGUCGCGAGAGACAUCAAAGAAAAGAAUAAAAGAGAGAGAGAGAGAGAGGGGGGAGAGAAGGAGAAAGAAGUGCAACGCGAUUUUUCUUUUCCGUAAAAUGCCGCGAUAAGAGUUUCGCCGAUUGUUUAUGCAUACUCAUCGUCCGGAGAUAAAAAAUGAUGGAAAAAGAAAUAUGAAAAAACAACAGGCAACGAUACUAUGGCGCAAUACGCGAAGAAGCUUAUGUCAAGUAUAAUUCGGCGUUUCCUUUUUCCGCCUGUCAUCCAACGGGGACUCCGUUUAAAUUAAUGUUAUAUCCGUACAACUCUUUCUCGAGCACAAUGCAAGAGCACGUUUUCUGCGAACCUUUUUUCAUCCGUGUGAUUCUACUCAAAAUGAAAAACAAAAAAAACUAACGAUGUGAACGCAACAACAACAACAACAAAAAAACACACUCUCAAGAGUUUUGAGACAAAUACUAAUGUACUUAAACCAUCUGUGAGUCUGCCUCGUCUUUUAUAAAGUUCUUGCUAUAUUCAA